Messenger RNA from Closterium sp. Naga37s-1, 4324 nucleotides. NCBI's taxonomy places the organism in Eukaryota, Viridiplantae, Streptophyta, Zygnematophyceae, Desmidiales, Closteriaceae. The record is from the annotation of a GenBank genome assembly.
GAAGCUCUUUGGCAAGUCGUCCCAAGUGCCUGACUACUGCAGCGGCCACCUACCAGACACCUGCACGCUCAUUGUCGUGCAGGGGGGGCGCAAGAUCAGAGAAGCGCCAGGCGCAGCUGGCCCCCCUCCCAACCUGCCCGCCCGCUCCGCUCGCCACAACAACCCUCCUCUUCCCCAGCAGCAAGCCCAGCAGCGCGCCGAGCUCGUACACCCCUCCCCACACAGCAAAGCUCCCACGUCCCAGUAUCCUCCCCAGCAGCAGGCGCAGUGGGCUCAGCCGCCGCUGCAAGCCCAGCAGCAUGCGGACCCGUCACACCCCUCCCCACACAGCCAAGCCAACGCUCCCCACUAUCCUCCCCAGCACAUGCAGCGGGCUCAGCUGCCCCUGCAAGCCCUCCCAGGGCAGCAGCAGCAGGCUCAGCUGCAGCAGCAGCUUCAGCAGCAGCUUCAGCAGGCUCAGCAGCAGCAGCAGCAGCAGCAGCUUCAGCAGCAGCUUCAGCAGGCUCAGCAGCAGCUUCAGCAGGCUCAGCAGCAGCAGCAGCAGCAGCAGCAGCUUCAGCAGGCUCAGUUUCUGCCACGGGCUGGCAGUGGUAACGGGUCGGAUGGCACUGCUGCUGCUGUUUACGCUGACGCUGGUCAUGCUGCUGCUGCGGAUGCUGGUAGGGGAGGGGGGGCAGGCGGGGCAGGGGGCUCGUCGCAGGUGUCUAGCGCUCUCAGCUCCCCCACGCAGAGCCCUCCUCUCUCCCCGCCCUCCCGCUCUGCCUAUACCAGUAUCUGUGACUCUGGUGUUGCUGCUGCUGCUGCUGCUGUCUCCCCUGCUGGUGUUGUUUCUCCCUGGGGAAUGGGAGGCGGUGUGAAUGGGUUAGGAGGGAUGGGUGGCAUGGGUGGCAUGGGUCCAAUGGGUCCCAUGGGUGGUAUGGCUGGCAUGGGUGGCAUGGGUGGCAUGGGUGGUAUGGGUGGUAUGGAUGGGAUGGCUGGCGUUGGUGGCAUGAAUGCCAUGGGUGUCAUGAGUGGUUUGAGUGGCAUGGAUGGCAUGGGCGGCGGCAUGGGCGGCGGCAUGGGCAGCAUGAACGGCAUGGGCAGCAUGGCCGGCAUGGCUGGCAUGGGCGGCAUGGGUAGCAUGGGCGGAUUUGGUGGCGGCAUGGGUGGCAUGGGUGGCAUGGGCGGAUUCCCAGCUGCUUCCUCUCUUGGUGCCCCUGCUCUCACCCAUCUUUCCUCCAGCCCCACUGAUAGCCAUAGCACAGGCACUUCCUCUCUUCCCGGAUUCUCCACAACUUCCACCACUGUGGGUACUAAUGCUGCUGCGGCAAGCGGUUUCCCGAACCAGGGACUGCUUCCCGGCUCGGGAACAGACUCGGGCAGCGGCGGCAGCGCCGGCAGCCGCGGCAACCCCAGGGCGUAUGGUGCGCUCACUGCUUCCCGCCACCACGCCUCCACCCGCAUGGGCGCCCCUAUGCCAAUCCCUGGGAGGGUUUCCCCUGCUCUUGACGCAGCAGACGCUGGGGCGGUAGUGGCCGCACAACAACAGCAGCAGCAGCAGCAACAGAGGCAGCAGAUGGCUGAGUUAAAUCUGAGGUCUGGUAGGGUUUCGUCUGGUGGCGAGGCUGACAUUGGGGCGGCAGUGGCAGCGAUGCAGCCGCAGCGGCAGCAGGGAGAGCAGCAGCAGGCGGGGCAGCAUGCGGGACAGCAUGCCGGGCAGCAGGCGGGGCUGCAGCAGGACGUUCAUGCGGUGAUGCGGCAGCAGCAGAUGGAUCAGAUGGAGAUGUUUCCAGCUGCAGCGGCGGCAGCGCACGCGCAAGCACAAAUGGGCAUGGGCAUGGGGAUGGGAAUGGGUAUGAAUCCAUUUGGCUGGCCUUACAUGAACCCAUACAUGGGCAUGGGCAUGGGUGGUGGGAUGAUGGGAGGACGGGGGAUGCCCAUGGGUCAAACGGGUAUGAUGGGUGGGAUGGGUGGAAUGGGGGGAAUGGGGGGAAUGGGUGGAAUGGGUGGGGGUUUCCCUAUGCUUGACUCUUCUACCUCUGCUUCCUCGACUUCUGCUGCCUCCUCAUCUGCUGCUGCUUCCUCUGCAGCAGCAGCAGCAGCAGCAGCUAGUGGUGGGUAUGGUAUGCCAGGCAUGGGAUUUCCCGGCAUGCCUCCUGGGUUCGGCUUCGGCGGAGCUCCCUUUGAUUUCACAGAGCUCCUAGCCGAACUGGCUCGGCUGCAAGAACAGGCUCGGGCGGCCCAGCUCGCUGCCGAACGAGCCGACCAGCAGGCUCGGGAGGCUCGGGAGGAGGCUCGGAUGGCCCUCGAGAACGCCCGAGCCGAAUCCCAGCGGCGCUUAGAAGCCGAACUGGAAAAGGAAUUAGCUAAGCGUCAGGCGGAGGAGGAGGCGAAACGGGCAGCGGCGGCGAAAGAAGAAGCGGCCGAGGCGAAAAAGGCUGCGGCAGAGGCAGCAGCAUCAGCUGCGGCAACUCUGGUGAAAGCGCAGGAGGAAUAUGCGUUAGAACGAGUGAAGAAGCAGCAGGAGUUCCGGCAGUACACUAUAGAGGAACUGGAGGCAGCUUGUAACGGAUUUAGUGAGGAGAACCUGGUGGGGGAGGGCGGGUACGGGUCGGUGUAUAAGGGCAUGCUGGAACACUUCCCUGUGGCUGUGAAGGUGCUCAAGAACGCCCAGACGAACCAGGCUCUCAAAGAGUUUAAGAAAGAGGUGGAGGUGCAGAGGGGGCUGAGGCACCCCACCAUAGUGCUGCUGAUCGGGUGCUGCCACAACCCGCCGUGCCUCGUGUACGAGUACAUGCCUCAGGGCUCGCUCUAUGACAGGCUACUGUGCGACCGCGGCUCCCCGCCCCUGCCCUGGAACGUGCGCUUUGAGAUCUUUGAGAACAUGUGCAAGGCGCUCAUUCACCUGCACAACCGCGUCCCUGCCAUAGUGCAUCUGGAUCUCAAACCCGCUAACGUGCUCCUAGACAACAAUUUCGUGGCCAAGCUAGGCGACGUGGGCCUCGCUCGUUUUCUAGUGGGGAUGGACAACGGCCGCUCCUUCAUGCAGCAGUCCAUGGCGGUCGGCACGUUCGGCUACGUGGACCCGCACUUCCUCCGCACCGGCCAGUUCUCUCGCGAGUCCGACGUGUAUUCCCUCGGCAUGGUCAUGCUCGACAUGCUGAUCGGCAUCAAUGAGACGUCGGGGGAACGGGGGAAGAGGGACAGAGAGUUGGAGGCGUUGGAGGAGUGUGAGGAGGGCGGGGAUAUGGAGGCGUUGGGGGAGUUGUUGGAUCCGUCGGCUGGGUGCUGGCCGCCACGUGUCGCGCUGCGGUUGGUGCAGCUGGUGCGGCAGAUGGCGCAUUACAAGAGGAAGGCUCGGCCGGACCUGAGCAAGCAGGUGAUGGUGGUGGUGGAGGAGCUGCGCCCCUAUGUAGAUGCUGCAGUGGCGCUGGAGAGGGCGGACCGCAUGGAUGACUACCGCGAUUUCGUUCCCAACGAGUUCCGAUGCCCCAUCACCAUGGGCAUCAUGGAGAACCCUGUACUAGCAGCAGAUGGGCACACGUACGAGAGGGAGGCCAUAGAGCAGUGGCUGAGCGUGCACCACACCUCGCCCAAGACAGGCCGCCGCCUCGACAGCAAGGCGCUCACUGACAACAUAGCCGUGCGAUCCAUGAUUGCCGAGUGGCUGGAGCACCGGCUGCAACGGAGAGAGUCGCAUAAUCUUGAAAGCCUGAUGAGUGGCGAGCAAGCGGACGGUUACCACCCGGGUGGUUACGCGGAUUCACGCGACAUGCCUCUUCACGGCGCAGGGGGGAUGCCUAUGCAAGCAGGGCAGCAAAGGUACUAUGAAGGCGGGGGUGCUGCAUCGGGGGAUUAUAUAGGCAGUGAUGGUGUAGCUAGUGGUGGAUUUGCAGGUGGUGGGGAGCUUUAUAGAGAGACAAGGAACGGAGGAGGGGUGUAUGUUGGCGGGGAUUAUAUGGAGAGGUUGAGAGGGGGGUGUAGGGUGGUGGAGGAGGGGAGUGAGUGGGACGAGGAGGAGGAAGAGGAGGGUGAGGGCGGCAUGAUGCGUCCUGUAGUGGAGGGCGCCAACCCGCUCACAUCCACGAUUCUGGCCAGCUGCGCGUACCGUACCGUAUCGCCUGCUUCACGCCCAACCACCCGCGCCUGCAGCCUCGUCACCGCCACGGAACCGCCAUCUGCACGUUUGACGAGGUGCGCGAGAUGCGCCCAUUCACGCGCCCGGAGCCUUUCCUCAUCCCUCCGAACCUCUUCGGAGCCGCCCUCCAGUAGUGGCUGCAGCAGGGCAGCGGGGCGCCAUGGAGGGGAGGACAUGGGCGCCCUCCUACCACCACACGCGCCAUAG